Moneuplotes crassus is the source of this 915-nucleotide messenger RNA. NCBI's taxonomy places the organism in Eukaryota, Ciliophora, Spirotrichea, Euplotida, Euplotidae. The record is from the annotation of a GenBank genome assembly.
AUAAAAUGAAUCAGCAGCAAGACGACUUUGAUGACGAAGUUAAAAACUUAGAGCAAGGGAUGGUUAACUACUUAAAUCUGGCUGUCAGGAAGCAAAAGUUAAUAGAAAGUCAUGAAGAGUACAUUUCAAAACAUCCUGAGAUGAGAGAGAUUUUAAAUGACUUCCUCUCAAGUGUUCUCCUGAACAAGCCUGACGAUGUGUACUUAUUCUCAAAGGAAUAUUUCCAUCCAUUCAACCCCACCCCUGUUAAAGAUAAGCCAUUUAUUGUGUGAGGACCCUUCGGAGUUGGUAAGAAGACCCUCAGAACUAAAGUACUUAAGGAGUACGGAGAUUUAUUCGAUUAUUGUGUAAGCCAUACUACUCGGGAACGCAAACCAGCAGAAGACGAAAACCAGUAUCAUUAUGUCACCCAAGACGAGUUUGAUAAAAUGAAGGCAGAUGGAAAGUUUCUUGAAGUAGCAGAUUCCUGGGGAUACUCAUACGGAACUAGUAAAGAAGAAAUUGAAAGAAUUAGAGCAGAAGAGAAAAUACCAUAUAUCGAAGUUGACUUUAACGGUGCUAAUGGCUUAAAGUCUAUUGCAGCCAAUUUUGUAUUUCUAUAUCCUCCCUCAAUCGAAGAACUGAGAAGAAGAAUCGCUAAUAGAACUGAGGAUACAGAAGAACUCUUCAAAAAGAGAAUUGAAUUAGCUAUUAAAGAAAUUGAGUUGGCUAAUAAUGCUGUUCUUUUUACAAACAGAAUCACUAAUGAUGAUCUGGAGAAAGCUGAAGUUCAGAUAUGUACUUUAAUAGAAGCCUUAUAUUUCCAAGAACUUAAAGAAAAGAGAGGAGAGGAUUAUGAUGGAUCAGCUGCAAAACUUGAUGAUGCUGAAAAGGAUAAAAGCUAGUUAUCUAAAAAUUAUUCAAAAUUCAAUAGAG